Molecule: messenger RNA, 1093 nt
Organism: Ciona intestinalis (vase tunicate)
Lineage: Eukaryota; Metazoa; Chordata; Ascidiacea; Phlebobranchia; Cionidae
Source: RefSeq, a predicted model, not a curated record
GGCCGCUACACCUUUACACACAAAAGGAACAAGUGUAUAGGUUCUGCCUGGAAAAGUUUUAUAAAAAUAACAGGAAAAUGCAAGAGGAAUGGAUCGACGAUUGUUACGACAUUAAUUACUCCGGGAAAAUCGGAAUUGCAGCUGUUUUUCUUUUGAAAAAAAGGAAUGACGCUACAACAAACGAAUUAGAGAACGAAAAAAUCGAACAAGCUCUCCAACAAGAUUUUGACGAUUUUACUGAGUUAUUUGAGAACAUGCAACUUGAUGUAAUGAAGUUCGGUGAAAAAAUGAAAUUUUCAGAAGCAGUGGCGAACCUGGAGAACGUAUCGAAGAAGCUGAAAUCAGAAAACAACUACAGUUGCUUUAUAUGCAUGUUCAUUGGUCACGGAAGCGAUGGAUGCAUUAAAGCAACAGAUGGCAAACUUGAUAUUCACGAAAACAUACUUGCUAAGUUCAUGACCCAUAAGUGUUUGGAAGGAAAACCAAAGAUAUUUAUAUUCCAGGCCUGCAGAGGUACAAAGAAAAACGUUAAGUCUGACAGUUCACUUUCUACACUAUGCGAUAAAGAGAUAAAAGCAGACGGUUCGGAUGUCUUGCUCUGUUAUGCUGCGUGGAGUGGUUAUGUAUCUUACGCCCUGACUACGAAUGAAUAUGAACGUGGAACCCAAUAUCUCCAGGAUUUACACAAGGCGUUACGGAUGUUUACAAAACCGGAUAAACCACAGAGUAUAUCAUCGACAAAUUGACCGCUGUGAAUAGAAAAGUGAGCAACACUCGUCUUCCCGCACCGGAAGAACCUGCGGAAGAGCCGGAGGCUAAGAAGCCAAAACCUGCAUCUCCUAUGAUUCUAGCAACAGGAAGAGACGGAUCAGAAAUAACGGCUGACCCAAAGAAUAAUUCAGAACCACCUAAGGUUUAUCACUACCAAGUGCCCUCGUUUGAAUCAUCUUUAAGGAAAAAGUUGUUUCUGAAGAUUCCUGUCAAUACACCCGCCCAGCAAGCAUCAGCAGAUGCUAAUCCAGAAGAAUAACUUUGUAUUCCACACCAUAUACUGUAUACUAUAUUGUUGAUAAAUAUAAUCGUUUGUAAAAAU